This is a messenger RNA of Gilbertella persicaria, 483 nucleotides long. RefSeq lists its product as uncharacterized. Lineage: Eukaryota; Fungi; Mucoromycota; Mucoromycetes; Mucorales; Choanephoraceae. The record is from RefSeq and is a predicted model, not a curated record. Bases 1 to 483 code for a protein of 160 amino acids. The transcript has 2 exons.
AUGUAUGAUGAAUUCAACUUGCAAUUUGUAGUUGGCAAGAAGUUUAAAUCAAAAGAGGACUUGAAGGAAGCUAUUUUGACUUCUGGAAAAAACUUUAACGUUGUUUUCUCUGUCAAGGGCUCUCAUCCCAAAAAAAGGAGACAUGGAGGCUUCAAGCGCAUCAGAGAUGAUGAAAUUGAUGAAUCUACCUUAAUUGAUCUCAAGACUGGAGAAGAAAUUGAGGUCGUCGACACUACGAUUGAAUCCGAUUUAAUUGAAGAAGCACCUACCAAGGUUGUUUUAAAGACCAAGUACAAGAAAAGUACUCAAAAGCUCGGAUGUGUUGCUUUUAUCAAGAUAUUUAACCUAACUGUCAAGAGUAGCAAUGCUAUGCAUAGCCAUCCAAUCUCACAAGAUGCUAUCACCUAUGCAACCCAUCGCGAACAACACCCUGAAGUUAUGGAGCAAACUCACUCUAUCUUAGACGAUGGUCAUAAAAUUUGA